This is a messenger RNA of Nicotiana tabacum (common tobacco), 2581 nucleotides long. RefSeq lists its product as uncharacterized. NCBI's taxonomy places the organism in Eukaryota, Viridiplantae, Streptophyta, Magnoliopsida, Solanales, Solanaceae. Gene Ontology annotation, molecular function: zinc ion binding. The record is from RefSeq and is a predicted model, not a curated record.
GAGAGGGAGAUUUCCCAAUUCCCAUAACCCGACAGAAUAGUGAAGCCCUAAUUCAUCACUGAAACCAGUGGACCAAAAUGAGAAUUCUUUUUUAUUAGUUUCAAAAGCAUAUUAGAGAAACCCCAUUUUGGUUUAAAGUUCAUUGAUUUGCAGCUUAUAAAACCGAAAAGGGUUUUUGGUUUUCAAGAUUGUUACCCUUCUAAAAAGAAGUUUUUGAAGAUUGUUACCUUUUGUGGCUCUGCGGUCAUGUACACUACUUCAUGAUGGGAACUGAAGAUAAAACACUGUUUUGUUUCUGUCAUUGGGGUGGAAAGAAUAAGGUGCUGCCAGAUGGAUCCACUUCGUAUGUGGGAGGUAUUACUGAUCAGAUUAUUGUGAAGACAGGCAUAAAGUACAAUGAUUUUGUGAAUGCAGUUUUUGACCGAUUAGGCAUUGAUCCUUCUGAUAAGGUCUUGCAGUUUACAGUGAAGUUUGAUAGGGCCCAAUUGAUACGGCUGAGAGACCAAGAAGGUGUAGAUACUCUGUUACAAUUUAAUGAUGGUUUUGCCCAUGUUUAUGCGUCAACUUCAGAGAAGGAGUCUAAUUCUGCAGUUGCUCCUAAUAUGGAUACCACUAGGGUUUCAACCACUGAGGUUGAAGCAGUCUCUCUCGGAAGUGCCGAGGAAGAACAAGUUAGUGCUGAUACUCCUACUCCAACUCCUGCAGCUUCGCACCAAUGGAUCACCGAUGGAACUCCAGAUGCUGCUUCCAACUGGAGUGAAUUACUUGUUGGGGAAGGGCAAGCUUUUGAGAAUGCGGAUGCUUUUAGGCUUGCAGUUUUCAAGUAUUCGAUCGCAAAUAAAUUUCACUACAGAAUUUUGCACAAUAAACCUAGAUACAUUAGCAUCCAUUGUGCUGCUGAUGGGUGCCCAUGGAAAGUGAGUGCUGGCAUCGAGAAGAAAUCUCAAAAUGUUUCCAUUAGGAAAUUUGUUGACUCUCACUCACAUCCUCCUCUAGAUUCAUCACAGCUGAAGCCUCGGAUCAGGAUGAAGUGGUUGGGCGGUAUCAUGCAAGAAGAAAUAUUGGGCAGUCCUGAUUGUUUGCCUCGAAAAGUGUGCGAGGAUGCUGAGAAGAAUUUGGCAAUCAAAUUGACCUACCGUCAGGCUUGGAGUGUGAAGCAGAGGAUAAGGGAGGCAAUUAAUGAGAAGUCAGGUGAAUCUUAUAAACUGAUUCCCUGGCUAUGCAAUCGCUUAACUGAGGCAAUGCCCGGAACUAUUGCUACAUGGUCGUGCACCGAGGAGAACAGAUUCAAGCGGCUCUUCGUGUCAUAUGACUGCUCAAUACGUGGCUUCCAUGUUGGAUGUAGACCUUUGAUCUUUAUUGACGUUUACAACUUGAAUGGGCUACCCAACAGCUCCUUUAUAGUUGCGUCUGCUUUGGAUGCAGACAAUCAGAUGUAUCCUCUAUCUUAUGGCGUUCUCCUGUCCAUGAAUGAGGAUGAUCUUAUAUGGUUUCUAGAAAAGCUAAAGCUUGUUGUGCAAAACCGCGAGGUCGUCAUAGUUUCUGGCGCAAGUCUUCCUUUUCUCUCCAGCUUGGACAAAAUGUUUGGUGAUGAAAACCACAGCUUUUGUUUUCAUUGUGUAAAAGAGAAUUUCAAUAAAUUCGUUGAUGGUAAUACUGCCUUUAAAGUGCAAGGGAGAGGUAAGGAGAUUGCACUGAAGUACCUGACUGACAUUGCCUAUGCACGAACACUAGAUAGUUAUAAUGAAUCUCUAGGCAAGAUCUGUUCUUUCCGCAGAGAAUUGUAUGAUUGGGUAAUAGCUAGCCAGCCGGAGCGUUGGUCUAAUGCCUUGUUCAGGAAACCUCGGUGGGAUCAGCUGAAUUGUAAUUCUAUGGAUGCUCUGAAUUCUUUUCUAGAGGAGGAGAAGUUUGGACAUGUCUUAGAGUUGAUGGAGGCUUAUCAUGAAAAGCUUUAUACGUUAUUACAGAAUAACAAGCUCAAAAUCGAACAAUGGAACCUUCCGAUUGGUCCUCGGGUCGCUGAAAAGAUUUUUGAAAAUCAAAAGGUCGGGGAUAACCUUGCAGUGACGGUUUUAUCUGAUAUCGAGUUCAAACUACGAGAGCUACAGGGCAGAGAAGAAGUUGUAAAUCUCAAACUCUGGACAUGUACAUGUUUAGAGUGGCAAAUGACAGGCAUACCAUGCAGCCAUGCAUGUAGUGCAAUUACAUUGGCGGAUAUGAACAUUUUCCAGUAUGUAGCUGAUUGGUACAAGAGGGAGACACAGGAACAUAUAUAUGCUGAAGUUAUGGAUGAACUAGCAAAAUUUGAUAUACCACAUCCAGAUGAUAUCGUUUCUUCGGCUUCUUCAGGUAAUGAUGUAGUGUUGUGUCCACUUUCACCGCAUAUUAAGAGACCUCCUGGUCGUCCCCGGAAAGAACCCAAAGGACCCCAAGUUGAAACUGUAAAAAGACCCAUACGCUGUUCUAAGUGUGGUGGUGUUGGACAUAAUAAACGUACUAAAUGCAGUUCUGUAGCACAGUAAAUUAUUGUCCAAGGUAUCAACAAUUUUAUCAGUGAACCCUUUCUCCAGUUUAACUUUCA